Euleptes europaea (tarantolino) is the source of this 2355-nucleotide messenger RNA. RefSeq names its product glutaminyl-tRNA synthetase 1 (gene QARS1). Gene Ontology annotation, molecular function: ATP binding; glutamine-tRNA ligase activity. NCBI's taxonomy places the organism in Eukaryota, Metazoa, Chordata, Lepidosauria, Squamata, Sphaerodactylidae. Bases 1 to 2337 code for a protein of 778 amino acids. The record is from RefSeq and is a predicted model, not a curated record. Gene Ontology annotation, biological process: translation; glutaminyl-tRNA aminoacylation. Gene Ontology annotation, cellular component: aminoacyl-tRNA synthetase multienzyme complex; cytoplasm; cytosol. The transcript is spliced from 24 exons.
AUGGCGGCGGGCGGAGCGGAGCCGUUGCGCCUGCUCCUCGGCCUCGGCCUGAGUGAGAGCAAGGCGCGCGAGACCCUGCGGAACGAGGCGCUCACCGCGUUGCUUCGCGAGGCCGUCGUGCAGGCUCAAGGAAUUCUCGGCCCGGCUCUCGACAAGACUGUUGGCACUCUGUUAUAUAACGUGGCUUCUCGGAUUAAGGACCCCAAACACCUUGGCUUCCUUGUGGGAUACAUAGCUAACAAGAAGAUUGUUACCGAUCUACAGCUCAAUGCCGCUCUGGAGUACGUUAAAAGCCACCCGAUGGCUCCCGUUGAUGCCGCAAACUUUGAGAGGCAGUGUGGCAUCGGCGUGACUGUGACACCUGAGCAGAUCGAGGAGGCAGUGGAAAUGGCCAUUAACAAACACAAAGCCCAGCUGCUUUCCGAACGCUACCGCUUUAGCAUGGGGCUGUUGAUGGGGGAGGCCCGGAGCAAACUGAAAUGGGCAGAUGGCAAAAUAAUUAAAAACGAAGUGGACCUGCAGGUGCUCCACUUGCUGGGCCCAAAAACAGAAGCGGACCUGGAGAGGAAACCCAAGGUCCUGAAGCCCCGUGCUGCUGAGCCAGAGAAGAAGGGGAAAGCUGUCAUGGUGGAAAAUGGUGAAGUGCACCAGGAGACAAAAUCCCUCAUGGAACAGCUGCGGGGCGAAGCGCUCAAAUUCCAUAAGCCAGGUGAGAACUACAGGACAGAAGGCUACGUUGUCACGCCCAACACCAUGAGUCUGCUGAAGCGGCAUUUGGAGACUACAGGUGGACAGGUGCGCACGCGCUUCCCACCGGAACCCAAUGGCAUCCUGCACAUCGGCCAUGCAAAAGCCAUCAAUUUCAACUUUGGCUUUGCCAAGGCCAAUGGUGGAAUCUGCUUCUUGCGCUACGACGACACGAACCCUGAAAAGGAGGAGGAGAAGUAUUUUACAGCCAUCCGGGACAUAGUGGAGUGGUUAGGGUACACCCCCCACGCGGUGACGCACGCCUCAGAUUACUUCGACCAGUUGUAUGCUUGGGCUGUGGAUCUCAUCCGGAGGGGCCAUGCUUACGUGUGCCACCAGAAGGUGGAAGAAAUCAAAGGACAUAACCCACCCCCUUCUCCAUGGAGGGACAGGCCAAUAGAAGAGUCGCUUCUGCUCUUUGAGGACAUGCGCAAAGGGAAGUUUGGAGAGGGUGAGGCCACGCUGCGCAUGAAACUGGUGAUGGAGGAUGGAAAGAUGGACCCCGUGGCUUACCGCAUCAAGUAUACCCCCCACCACCGCAGUGGAGAUAAGUGGUGCAUCUAUCCCACCUACGACUACACACACUGCCUCUGUGACUCCCUGGAGGACAUCACACAUUCGCUGUGCACCAAAGAGUUCCAGGCAAGGCGCUCCUCGUAUUACUGGCUGUGCAAUGCGCUGGAUGUUUAUUGCCCUGUGCAGUGGGAGUAUGGACGCCUCAAUCUCCUCUACACAGUGGUCUCCAAGAGGAAGAUCAUUCGCCUGGUGGAAGCGGGCGCUGUCAGGGACUGGGACGAUCCACGGCUCUUUACACUGACAGCUCUCCGUCGCCGAGGCUUUCCAGCAGAGGCCAUCAAUAACUUCUGUGCUAAGGUGGGCGUGACGGUUGCCCAGUGUACCAUGGAGCCCCACAUGCUGGAAGCCUGCGUGCGGGAGGUGCUGAAUGAACAAGCCCCUCGGGUCAUGGCUGUCCUGGAGCCCCUCCGCGUCACCAUCACCAAUUUUCCUGCACCGCACCAAACCCUGGACGUCCAAGCCCCCAAUUUCCCUGCAGAUGAGACCAAAGGCUUCCACAAAGUCCCUUUCCAGUCCACAGUCUACAUUGAGCGAAGCGACUUCCGGGAGGUGCCAGAUAAAGGCUACAAGCGCCUGGCGCCCAGCCAACCGGUGGGGUUGAGGCACACCGGCUACGUCAUUGCUGUCCAGAAUAUCAUUAAGGACACCAGCGGACAUGUGCAAGAGCUAGAGGUGACCUGCAUGAAGUCGGAGGUGGCAGAGAAGCCCAAAGCCUUUAUCCACUGGGUGUCGGACCCUCUGGUGUGCGAGGUUCGACAAUAUGAGCGACUGUUCCUGCACAAGAAUCCUGAAGAUCCCACAGAGGUGCCGGGGGGCUUCCUGAGUGACGUCAAUCCUAACUCCCUUUGUGUGAUUGAAGAAGCCCUGGUAGACAGGUCCGUGGGCGAGGCUAAGCCCUUUGACAAAUUCCAGUUUGAACGGCUUGGCUAUUUCUCAUUGGAUCCGGACAGUACCGAUACGAAGCUUGUGUUUAACCAGACAGUGACCCUGAAGGAGGAUCCAGGAAAGGCGUGAUGAAGCUUCCCGGGUGGC